AUGAGGAGUGAUCAUGGGGAUGUGGUUGAUGAGAGUGAGAAGUUAGUGACAAGUGAGAAAGAGCAUGUUGGUGAGAAAGGGGAGAAGGUUGAGAGAUAUGUUACGCCUACACUUUACAAGCCUCCACUACCCUUCCCUCAAAGGCAAGUUAAAGCUAAGUUGGAAACCAUUUCCCAAAUGCCCUCCUAUGCCAAAUUCUUAAAAGAGAUUCUGUCAAAUAAGAGACAAUUAGAGGAGUAUGAAACAGUAGUCUUAACUCAGGAGUGUAGUGACAUAAUUCAAAAUAAGUUACCACUUAAGCUUAAAGAUCUUGGCUCGUUUUCUAUUCCUUGUACAAUUGGUGAUAUAUCAAUUAAUCAUGCUCUAUGUGAUCUUGGUGUUAGUGUCAAUCUUUUGCCAUUGUCUAUAUGUAACAAGGUGCAAAUGGGAGACUUGAAGCCUACCACUAUCUCCCUCCUAUUAGUAGAUCGAUCAGUUAAACGUCCAGUAGGUAUAUUAGAAGAUGUACCUAUCCCGGUUGGUAAAUUCUAUAUUCCAGUUAAUUUUGUUAUUCUUGAAAUUAAGGAGGAUUCUCAAAUCCCCAUUAUAUUGCGAAUAUCUUUCCUUGCUAUCGUUGGCACAGUGAUUGAUGUGAAAAAUGGAAAGCUCUCUCUCAAUAUAGGGGGUAAAAAGGUGAAUUUUGACUUGUUUUCAGCUAUGAAAUUUCUACUAAUUAAUGAUAAUUGUUGUAGGAUUGAUACGGUUGACAUGGUGGUUAGAGAAGACUUUACUAGAUAUAUCUCAAGUGAUCCACAUGAGAAAUGCUUAGUAGAGAAUGGGGCACCGGUUGCUGAUGAUCAGGAAAUAACUUCCUAUGUUACAAUGCUUGAUGAAAGCCCCACCUACACCAAAACCACCUACAGCAAAGAAGGAAAUAACUUCCUAUGUUACAAUGCUUGA
Asparagus officinalis (garden asparagus) is the source of this 939-nucleotide messenger RNA. RefSeq lists its product as uncharacterized. The transcript is spliced from 2 exons. Lineage: Eukaryota; Viridiplantae; Streptophyta; Magnoliopsida; Asparagales; Asparagaceae. The record is from RefSeq and is a predicted model, not a curated record. Bases 1 to 939 code for a protein of 312 amino acids.